This is a messenger RNA of Erigeron canadensis, 1551 nucleotides long. RefSeq names its product putative UPF0481 protein At3g02645. The transcript has a single exon. Lineage: Eukaryota; Viridiplantae; Streptophyta; Magnoliopsida; Asterales; Asteraceae. The record is from RefSeq and is a predicted model, not a curated record. The coding region runs from base 1 to 1551 and encodes 516 amino acids.
AUGGAACUAAAUUCAGUUUUAAAGGUGAAUUUUGGCAAACAACGAUGGGUUGAUCACAUCGGAAAAAAUUUCAAAGAAGAGAUUGGGAUUGAUGUUAGCAAUAUUCCUGUAAGUGUUUUCAAUGUCCCCAAAUCAAUUAGUCGUUUUAAGCCUGAGGCUUACGUACCUCAGGCUAUUGCUCUAGGACCUUAUCACCACUUUGAGACACAUCUCUAUCAAAUGGAGAGGUACAAAGUUGCUAUUGUUAAAGCAUUCUUGAAUCCUGAUCAAGUCAUUUCUUUCGAGCCACUGGUGAUUGAUAGGCUUAGAAAGGUGGAGCCCAUGAUUCGUGCGUGUUACCACAAGUAUCUAGACCUUGACGAUGAAACGUUAGCUUGGAUUGUCGCAAUUGAUGGCUUAUUCAUACUUGAUGUCCUAAGGCAUUAUGGUGAAAUUGAUCGUUUCAUACCUAAAAAGUUGGUGAACUACGCAGUACUCUAUAGAGACAUGAUGGUACUCGAAAACCAAAUGCCCUUAGUGAUCUUGAAUGAAAUGCGAAAGAUCAUUAAUACUUCACCACUUGAUCAUGAUGAUGAUCUUGAAUUACUCUCCAUGUUAAUAGGGUUUUGUGAGGUACAUUCUCCACUCAAAUUAACUCGCACUUUAGAUAAUUCUAUUGGGACAAGAAACGGGACAAGAAACUAUUUGCAUUUGCUUGAUCUUAUGUAUCAUUUAAUUGUCAAUAAUGAAUCACCUAAAGAAGGUUUUCGCAUUGAAUCAUCUCAAGAGGAACAAGUUAAUGGUGUGGAUGACAUAAGGAGAAAGCACCAUGUAAUUGGAAACAUGAUGGAUGAUAUAAUGGAAAUGGGGCAAAAGUUGGGCAAGAUUAGAAGGUUUGGCAAGGCGAUCAAUGUCAUAGUAAGCAUCCCAUGGGAGAAAAUAUCGAAUUUACUAGGAUUUCAUAUCGGCAAAGGGUUAGAGAAAAAGGAUAGUGAAGAUCAUCCCCGUGUAACUGAAAUUAAAAUCCCCUCGGUAUCCUCUUUAAGUAAAUAUGGGAAGAUCUACUUUAGCCCUACAACCGGAGGGAUUAGGGACACUAAGUUUGUAUCAAACGAAGGCACUCUGUAUCUUCCGGUCAUCACUCUUGAAAUCUAUCAUGAUGUUAUAUUGAGAAAUCUAGUAGCUUAUGAAUUCGCUACCUCAAGUUCAUCUAUGGAGUUGGCACAAUAUAUCGACUUGAUGAGUGGCAUCAUAGACACGGAGGAAGAUGUUAUGUUGCUCAAGGACAAAGGAAUAAUCAUAGGAACUAUGCCGAAUACAAAUAUUGUCGAUUUCUUUAAUGGGAUGAACAAGUCGAAUGAACAUAAAAGGGGUAACCAAACUGUUGAACAACUUAAUGCAUACUACAACCAAAGGUUGGGAAUUAAGGUAUGGAAGUUCAUGAAGAGAAAAAUGCGUGGUUCACGAAAAGUGCUAACUAUUGUUUUUACCAUUUUGGCAUGCUUGUUGAUGAUUGUGUAUUCCUUUUGUGAAGUCUAUGGUUGUCCUAAGUUGUUUAAUAAUCCAACAUAG